Molecule: messenger RNA, 852 nt
Organism: Eremothecium gossypii ATCC 10895
Lineage: Eukaryota; Fungi; Ascomycota; Saccharomycetes; Saccharomycetales; Saccharomycetaceae
Gene: VPS29
Product: retromer subunit VPS29
Exons: 2
Coding region: 1-852 (283 amino acids)
Biological process (GO): intracellular protein transport; retrograde transport, endosome to Golgi
Cellular component (GO): endosome; retromer complex
Source: RefSeq, marked provisional
AUGCUACUGUUGGCAUUGAGUGAUGCACAUAUACCAGAUCGGUCAAUUGACUUACCAUCGAAGUUCAAGAAACUUUUAAAUGUACCCAACAAGAUUGGACAGGUGGUGCUGCUGGGUAACUGCACUCGCUCUUACCAAUUCCUGAAGUUUGUGAACGAGGUGUCCAGCAAUGUGGUGAUCGUGCGGGGGGAAUUCGAUAACGCAACCAUCCGUACAGUGCAAAAUGUGAAGGAGGAGAUACCGAUGAACACGAUCAUAAAGCAGGGUGACUUCAAGAUUGGGUGCUGCAAUGGCUACACACUGGUGCCCAAGAGCGACCCUCUUUCGCUUCUGAUUCUGGCACGACAGCUGGAUGUCGACAUCAUGCUUUGGGGCGGAACGCACAGCGUGGAGGCAUACACGCUCGAGGGAAAAUUCUUCAUAAACCCUGGCUCCUGUACCGGAGCAUUCAGCACCGACUGGCCCCUGCAGGAUGACGCUCUGCAGGGAGAAGGCAGCCCAUCGGCCAAGUUGAACGGAGCUGCCACCGCCCCUCAGCCCACGGAGGGAGAGGCUGGCGACGAGAAUGGUUUACAGCAGGAACUGAGCACAUCUAGUCGCACACCGCGGGAAGCCGAGGCUAGGGUGCUUGGAUCUCCGAACAAUAGGCGCGAGCUCGAAGGGGGCGCUGCGGACGUGGAAGCAGAAGAGAACUCGGAAGACGAUGAGGAGGUUGACGAGGUAGACAUAAAUGGCGGGUGCAUACCGAGCUUCUGCCUGCUUGACAUAUCGGGCUCUACGUGCACGCUUUAUAUCUAUACAUUUGUGAGCGGGGAGGUGAAAGUGGAUAAGGUGGUGUAUAAAAAAGACUAG